CGUUUAUGGCGCCAGAAAUCAAGGGCUUAGAGAGGAGCGAGUGUGUGUCAGCUGGGGAAGACGGCGCGUUAUUUGUGUUAUGUCGGCGGUAGCGUAAACGCAAGUAAUACUGAAAGGAGUUUUCCAUCAAUUGUGUUUGUAAUAAAGUCAAGAUGGUGGUCCUACGCAGCAGCGGCGGAGUUGGAGCUGAACCGGCGGCAGCGACUCCGAAGAGGAGGACGGUGGAGAGGGAAACGAGCCCCGACUUUUUGUCGCUGAUUCCCGCGUCGCAGAGGAAGUCCGCCCGGCAGACCCGGAUCUCUCGGUCCCUGUCUGACAGCUUCAGCAGCCAUGAGAACAGCUCGAUGAAUGGUCAUGCAGAUAUGAAGCAGCACGAUGGAGGUGGUCAAAGUCACUCCCUCAGGAGCAGAGGACAAAGAGUUAAAGUGGAAGUUUCUUUUGCUGACAUGGAUCCCAAGACCAGCUCUCCUUUGGAUGAGGACAAAGCUGAAGGCUGCUGCACCAGGAAGUCUUCCAGGCUGCAGAGAGAAGCAAAAUGCUCUGGUGAAAAUCAACAAGAAGACGUUCCAGAUGAUGCGGAGGGAUCAUCCACUCCCAAGAGGAGUCGUUUUAACCUACAGAGCCGGGGAGUGGAGGAUGACGAAGAAGAGGAGGAGGAAGAGGAUCACUCGGUGCGAAGAAGCUCCAGAAUCACAAGAUAUAAACUGAACUCCCGGAAACAGUCAGCACUCUAUGAUCGCCUCAUCACCAAUACUGCUGAAGCAGUUCUCCAAAAGAUGGAUGACAUGCAGAAAAUGAGGCGCCAGCUAAGAAGCAGAGACAGAGAAAAUAAAGAGGAGCUUGGUGUCUACAGCUCAGGCAGUAUGAGAAGGUCUCUGAGGACAAGUACCAAGAGUAAUAAGACUGAGGAGAAGAACCAAGCAGCAGAUGAAGAUGAUAAUGGUGAAGAUGGAGAUGAAGAAGAUGAGGAAGAUGGUGAAGAUGAAGAAGAAGAAGAAAACCACCAACGAUACGACCUCCGGCAGAGAAAGACUGUAGUUCGCUACCAGGCCCCAUUAGAUGAACCCCGGGAGCCCAGGAAACGCAGCAUGUACUUUAAGGAGCACUCAUCUCCUACAAGACGCAGGUUCAGGUUAAGCUCCUCAGCCCCCAUGAGCCCUUAUAACCAAAGGAGAACCAGCAGGAGUAGUUCUGACAGGAGAAGGCACGCCAUCCACAGCAGCGACUCCACAUCUUCUUCCUCGGAUGAUGAGAAGUUCCAGAGACGCAGGAGUAAGAACAGAAGCAGGUCGGUCAACAGAUGUCUGCCAAUGAAUCUUGUGAAAGACGACCUGCUGGGGAUCCACAAAGACAGGAUGAAGAUUGGAGCCAGCCUGGCUGAUGUGGACCCCAUGCACAUAGACAAAACGGUUUGCUUUGACAGCAUUGGAGGUCUGAGCAGACACAUUUCAGCCCUGAAGGAAAUGGUGGUGUUCCCUCUGCUCUACCCAGAGGUGUUUGAGAGGUUCAGAAUACAGCCACCGAGGGGUUGUCUGUUUUACGGCCCUCCAGGCACCGGGAAAACCCUGGUAGCCAGAGCCCUGGCCAAUGAGUGCAGUCAGGGGGAAAGAAAGGUGGCCUUCUUCAUGAGGAAAGGAGCCGACUGCCUGAGUAAGUGGGUGGGAGAAUCAGAAAGACAAUUACGGCUGCUGUUUGAUCAGGCCUAUCAAAUGCGCCCGUCUAUAAUUUUCUUUGAUGAGAUCGAUGGUUUGGCUCCAGUCAGAUCCAGCCGCCAGGACCAGAUCCACAGUUCAAUUGUGUCAACCCUCCUGGCUCUUAUGGACGGGUUGGACAGCAGAGGAGAGGUUGUCGUUAUCGGCGCUACUAACAGACUGGACUCCAUCGACCCAGCUCUGAGGAGACCCGGACGCUUUGACAGAGAGUUCCUGUUUGGCCUGCCAGACAGAGAGGCAAGGAAGGAGAUUGUGAAGAUCCACACUAGACAGUGGACACCUCCACCUUCUAAAGCUUUCCUGGAGGAACUUGCAGAAAAAUGUGUCGGGUACUGUGGAGCAGAUAUCAAGGCGGUGUGCUCAGAGGCAGCAUUAUGUGCACUGCGGCGCCGCUACCCACAGAUCUACUCUUCGUCCCAGAAACUGGUUCUGGAUGUGAACUCGAUCGUGAUCUCUAGCAAAGACUUCAAGUGCGCCAUGUCCAAGAUGGUACCAGCAGCCCAAAGGGCAGUCAUGUCACCAGCCAAGGCCUUGAUACCUGCCAUUCGUCCUCUGCUGGACGCCACCCUGCAGACCAUUCUCCACGCAGUGAGACGAGUGUUCCCACACGCCGAGCAGGGACUGAAGAGGAAGAGAGAUCAAGCUGUGGCCUGUGGGACGUCGGAUGAAGAUCUGAUGUUUAGUGAGGAAGAAGACUGUGAGGUCUCCUCCAGUGGACUGACCUCUCAGUCUCAGUUACAAAUCCCUGCUGCCAGUGGUCUUCUGAACCUCAAUGGGAGUGUGUUGAGUCAGCCGACGUCCUACCGUCCCAGGCUGCUGCUGGAGGGCAGACCGGGCUCGGGUCAGAGCUCGCAUUUGGCCCCCGCAGUUCUUCAUGCUCUGGAAAAAUUCCCAGUGUACACCCUGGACAUGGCCGUCCUGUUUGGAGCCAGUGCAACAGCACCUGAAGAAACGUGUGCAAAGAUGUUUGUCGAGGCCAAGCGAACCUCUCCCAGUAUCCUGUACAUCCCACACAUCGGACAGUGGUGGGAAACGGUGGGUUCUGCAUUAAGAGCCACCUUCCUGAGCCUCCUUAGCUCAAUCCCUGCCUUCUCUCCUAUAGUGCUGUUGGCUACCUGCAGCCUCCGUUAUGACCAGCUCAGUAUGGAGGUGCAGGAGUUGUUUCGGGUUGAGUAUGGUGAAGUUUUUCAUGUACCACUCCCCACCAGCCAAGAGAGAAGGGACUUCUUUGAGGAUCUAAUCAUCAACCAGGCGGCAAAGGCCCCGGCCUCUAAAAGAAAAGCUGUGCUCCGUGCGUUGGAGGUGCUUCCAGUCGCCCCUCCACCUCAGCCUCGUCAGCUAACAGAGGAGGAGAGUCGGCGACUAGAUGAGCAGGAAGAAGACACCUUCAGGGAGCUGCGGCUGUUUUUGCGCGAUGUCACAAACCGCCUCUCUCAAGAUAAACGUUUCAAGGCUUUUACUAAACCUGUGGAUUUAGAGGAGGUUCCAGAUUAUGCUGACGUAAUCAAGAAGCCCAUGGACCUAUCAACUGUCCUCUCGAGGAUCGACCUCCAUCAAUACGGCACGGUCAAAGAGUUCCUCCAGGAUGUAGACCUCAUCUGGCAGAAUGCCCUCGAAUACAACCCAGACAGAGACCCUUCCGAUCGUCAGAUCCGUCACAGAGCAUGUGCACUGAAGGACACUGUCCACGCCAUUAUCCGAGAAGAACUUGAUGAAGAUUUUGAGAAGAUUUGUGAGGAGAUCAAAGAGUCACGCAAAACGAGAGGUUGCUCCACAGCACGAUUUGCUCCCUCCUUCUACCACGUCCUUCCCAAAGCGCCCAGAUCUGCUGCAGAUUCAAGUAUCAACGAUGUUAUCACACAAAGUGAGGCGGUAGAAUCCACUGUUGCAGCUACUACCAAUACAAUGCUCUCUGCUGGUACAACUCCCAAAAACACAGCGCAUAAGAAGAAGCGUCGGAGAAGUCGCUGGUCUACUGGACACAUUGCAAAGAGGAAGCCAUCCUUAUCCCCUCAUGUGUCAAGAGAUGAUGCACAGUAUGCUUCUGACGAGGAUGAAGAGGAUGGAGAUGAUGAAGAUGAGGUUGGGAAAGAAGCAGCAGAUCACGAAGGUAGUUCUGAGUUGAGUGCAAGUCAGGUGGAGGAGACAGAGAAGAAAUCAGCUGCUGAAGAAGAGACCAUCCUGCAUGAUGAAGAGAAACUAGAAGGUGACAUCCAGGCAGAAGCUGAAGAGGACAAAGCUGUCCAGCAUCAGUCAGAGCAGUUUGAAAACAACAUAAGAAAAGAUGAGAACAAUGAAAGCAUCUCUGACAACACUGAAAAGGACAGCUGCGCAGAGGAAGAGGGGGACACCCAGCACGCCAUCGCAGAAAACAUGAUUACUGAAAAUCAGUCCGAGACGCUGAUAGAAAGGAGUCAUUCGGCUGAAGAUCAGAACUUCAAAGUAGGUAGAGUAGAUGAAGCGGAGCUGAAUACACCCGCUGAGCCAAUGGUGGUGGAUGUGACAGAAACAUCCACCACAGAUGCAACAGCAGCUGCCAGGAGUGAGACGGACACAAACACAGAGCGAAACGUGAGACGAAUGACCCGUGCCCUGAAAAACACUGUGCUGCAGCAGCACAGGAUCCCGGUGGACAAAGCUCUUCAGAUCCUCAAUGAGGAAAGUCCUCCUCUGGUUGUGGACCGAGACAAAUUAAAGGAGCUGCUGGAUAAGGUGGUGACAAAGACUGAAGGCUAUGAGGUCUACAAGCUGGAAAAACUCUAUGCUGUACUCUGCCAGAGCAUCUACAGUCACAGACUAAACUACAACAAGACAUUAUUAAUUCAGGAGUUGGAGCAAAGGAUCCAGGACUUCUGACUUUUCAGACUUCAUUUUUAAAAACAAAAAAGAUUUUAUAAUCUGUCAUCCUGUCAUAGGUGUAAAUAUACAUUUGGUAUUUGGCCUAUUUUUUUGUAGAAAACAAUCGUUAUCUAUAUUUGUGAUUUAGCUGAAACUUUGUAUUACAUCUUGUUUAUAUAUAAUUAAAGGUUUUUCCUUC
Girardinichthys multiradiatus is the source of this 4749-nucleotide messenger RNA. RefSeq names its product ATPase family AAA domain-containing protein 2-like. The record is from RefSeq and is a predicted model, not a curated record. The transcript is spliced from 30 exons. The coding region runs from base 153 to 4568 and encodes 1471 amino acids. Gene Ontology annotation, cellular component: nucleus. Lineage: Eukaryota; Metazoa; Chordata; Actinopteri; Cyprinodontiformes; Goodeidae. Gene Ontology annotation, molecular function: histone binding; ATP binding; ATP hydrolysis activity. Gene Ontology annotation, biological process: positive regulation of transcription by RNA polymerase II.